Messenger RNA from Syngnathoides biaculeatus (alligator pipefish), 1745 nucleotides. Its product is annotated as ubiquitin-like protein 7. NCBI's taxonomy places the organism in Eukaryota, Metazoa, Chordata, Actinopteri, Syngnathiformes, Syngnathidae. Gene Ontology annotation, molecular function: polyubiquitin modification-dependent protein binding. Bases 459 to 1616 code for a protein of 385 amino acids. Gene Ontology annotation, cellular component: cytosol. The transcript has 11 exons. Gene Ontology annotation, biological process: ubiquitin-dependent protein catabolic process. The record is from RefSeq and is a predicted model, not a curated record.
UACGAAGCGUCAUUAAAUGUGACACGUGACUACUGUGUGCUAUUUUAACUCAAUAUCUCCGACGGAGAACCAAAUUCUAUUGUUAUAUGUAUAACAAUCGCGACGAUCAUUAGUUUGUCAAGUUUGGAUAACCCUUCCUGACCUAAAUUUGAAUAACACGACAUGAUUCAUCUGUCUGGUAUCACAUUUUCCUUCAAGACGCGGGGACGGAGGACCGCAAACUACAUAGUAGGAAUAUCCAUUAAGUACAUUGAUUAAUAUACACUUUAAAAACACAAUAAAACGUAUAUAUAAUAUUUAGAUUGGAUAUUUAGAUGAUGCCAGUUGACGUGGAUUUUUUUUGUGAUGACUGAUUUAAAAAAAAUGAGUGAUAAAUUUCCUGACGUGAACAUUAAAGUGAAUGCAACAUACACCACGUGACUCAAAUUCAGGAAGCGAAUCCAGUGUCAACACUUACGAUGGCUUCCUCCGACUGGCAUCUGUCCCUGAAGCUGCUGGAUCAUCCCAAAUCUACCUUCCACUUCCCGGAGAUGAUGCCCGGGGACGUGGCCCCGGGAGGUUACAGAGUCGCCACCCUAAAGCAGCUUGUGGCCGCUCACCUCCCAGACUCCAUACCCGACCCCGACCUCAUAGAAUUGGUCCAUUGUGGGCGUAAACUGAAGGACGACUUCACGCUGGAUGCCUGCGGGAUUCAACCGGGCUCUACCUUGCAUGUACUGAAAAAGACAUGGCCAGAACCUGAGAGCAUUGCAGAACCUGUGAACAGAGCCACUGCAGCCAGGGAGUUCCGAAUGCUCCACGCUGCCCUGCACUCGCUGCACUCCACUUACAGAGACUCAGUGUACAAAAUGCUGACCAACAAGGAGUCUCUGGAUCAGAUCAUUGUGGCCACACCGGGACUCAGGUCCGACCCGGUGGCUCUAGGCAUUCUGCAAGACAAAGAUCUCUUCGUGCAGUUCACCGACCCCAACUUGUUGGACACACUUAUCAGCGCUCACCCGGCACUGGUCAACGCCAUCAUCCUGGUGCUGCACUCCGUGGCAGGAAGCACGCCGGUGCAGUCCGCCGCCGCCGGCUCCUCCGCCUCCUCUUCCCGCAACGUCUCAGCCAGCUCCUACAGUGACAUGCCCGGUGGCUUUAUGUUCGAGGGCAUGUCCGACGACGACGAAGACUUCCAAUCUCAGGGCAGCCCGACGGGCCCUUCGAGCAGAGCGGGGGCCUCGGUGGGCAUGCGGCCGCUCUCUCUGAACCACAGCGGCGCCACCGGCCCUCGACCGAUCACCCAGAGCGAGCUAGCCACGGCGCUAGCUUUAGCUAGCACGCCCGAAAGCAGCGCAGUGACCCCAACCACAGCCAGCCAGGCCGAGCCCUCGGGCGGCGGCCCCCCCAUGCCAGCGGGGACCCCCGUCAGCAACGACCUGUUCAGCCAGGCGCUGCAGCAAGCCCUCCAAGCCACCAACAUGUCCGCCCUGCAGGGUCGCUGGCAGUCGCAGAUGCAGCAGCUCCGGGACAUGGGCAUCCAAGAUGAAGAGUUGAUGCUCCGAGCGCUGCAGGCCACCGACGGGGACAUCCAGGCCGCUUUGGAACUCAUCUUCGCUGGGGGACCGGGACUGUGAACGCGGACCUGGACUCAGAGCCUCCACAUAAACGAUAAACGUUCGUUUUGUCAUGACAUUUACUGUUAUAAUAUUCUCGUGCUUUGUGUCGUUCACUACAUUUAUAAUAAAUAGUAAUGUGGAUGUUUU